Molecule: messenger RNA, 3247 nt
Organism: Amblyraja radiata (thorny skate)
Lineage: Eukaryota; Metazoa; Chordata; Chondrichthyes; Rajiformes; Rajidae
Gene: tex11
Product: testis expressed 11
Exons: 29
Biological process (GO): synaptonemal complex assembly; male meiosis chromosome segregation; reciprocal meiotic recombination
Cellular component (GO): central element
Molecular function (GO): protein binding
Source: RefSeq, a predicted model, not a curated record
AUGGAUGUAAAAUUUAUCUUCACAGAGAUACAAGGGUUCGCUGAAGAGCUAUUGAAACAACAGUCAGUUAGAAAUGUAGACGAAGUGAUUGACACACUGUUUGAUAAAGUUGCAGUUUUGGAUGAAGUAGAAAUUAACAAAAUCAAGGAUGCACAGAUGGAAGAGUGUGCCAUUAAUCUGUGGAACUGGGCAGUAACUAAAAGACUGGAAUCUUCAAUUAAUGAUGAACAAAGAACAAAAUUGCGUCACGUGGCUUGUAAGAUGGUCUAUUUGAGUGGCUGUGCUGAUCCCACUGAGGUGUCACUGCAAAGACAAAUACUGAUGUUUACAAAAACCGGACGAAGCUGGCUUGACUGUACGAAGCCACUGCUGGCAAAUGAAUUUCUGGACUUGGCUGUGACAAGUUUGGAGAUGUUAUAUGCAAAGCUAACGGCUGGAUCUGAUGGGAUAUCAGAUGUAAAUGUUCAUAAGAAUGAUGUGGAAAAAGACCUUUUCAAAGUGCAUUCCUAUCAAGCAGAAUCAGCUGUGAUUCAGUGUGAUCAUAAGAAUGCAGUGAAUUGCAUCCAGCGCUGCAAAGAUAUGCUGCUCAGAAUGCCCAAAGAGACAGGUUAUUUGUCCCUGCUGUGUUACAACUUUGGAGUAGAAACCUAUCAGCAGAAGAAAUAUGAAGAAAGUGCUUUCUGGCUGAGUCAGAGCUAUGACAUUGGAAAAGUGGAUAAAAGAUAUUCCCCAGGUUCUCCUGUGCAGGCAAAAGUUUUGCGUUUAUUAUCUAAUGUUUAUCUGGAGUGGGACAUCAGGCAACAUCAGGAGAGAGCUCUCAAUGCUGUUGGCAAAUGAAGUAAGGAAAAUCCCCAUCCAGCUGGACUGUUCUUAAAGAUAAAAAUCCUAUUGAGCUGUGCUUUUCCUGAUGAAGCUGUUUCAGCAGCUGUUAGAGAUCUUCUUGGAAAAGUGUCCCUUACUGUUUGUCUUGAAGCUGCAAAACUACUAUUGGAACAUGGCCGAGAUGCACUGUCCUUUGAAUUUCUCACAACUCUGUCCAAGCAGUUUGAAACCUGUCAUGAUAUUGGGAAAAUUUUGCUGUUGCAUUUCAUGCAACUUUUGCAGAGAGGCAAAGAGCAUCUUGCCAAGCAAAAAUUAGAAGACAUUAUUACAGGUCAUUACACCGGGAAAAGGCUGUCAUCUGAUAUUCUGACCCAAUUUCACAUUGUUCUCUGGGAAAGAGCUGCCAAGUAUUUUGAGAGGCAGAAUUAUACUGAGGCACUCCAAUGGUACAAUUAUUCAUCAAGUUUUUUUUCUGCUGGACAAAUGGAUCAGAAUCUAGCUAGACUGCAGAGAAACAGAACAUCGUGCUAUCUACAUCUGAAUCAGAAGGAAAAGGCAAAAGAGGCCAUAAAAGAAGCAGAACAAAUUGACCCCGAUAAUAUCUUCACACAGUUUAGUGUCUUCAAAAUUGCCAUUUUGGAAAAUGAUGUACCAAAAGCUGUGCAGGCAAUUAAAACAAUAGGGAAACUUGCCGAAAAACCAGAAGGACAUGAGGAUAAUAUGCUAACCAGCGGAAUCCCAGUGACUGAUAUUUUGAGUCUCGCUACACAAGUUGCUCUAGAGAAUGAACAGGAGGAUGUUGCCAGAAAAGCAUUUGAAUAUUUAUGCGAAUAUUCCCAAGACAGCACUCAAUUAUUCACAGCUCUCAGGAGUUUAAUUCGCCUUGUGCCUUCUAUUUCGGACACUGAUGUUAAAAACGUAAGAUAUGAGCGACUGGAUUCUCUGUUAACGUAUUUGAAGACUGCUCAUAAGAAACUGAUAAGUCAGUUAGCUGAAGGGAGGAUGAGUGUUGAGCUGAAAAGUAGUGAAGCCAAUUGGUUCCGAAAGAUAGCAUGGAAUUCAGCACUGCAGUGCGAAGAUUGCCCAGCAAGAAUGAGGGAAUUUUUCACUCUUUCUUAUCAGUUUUCACAGAUGCUGUCAGUUGACAAGACCAUUUUGGUUGGUCAAAAGACUUGUUUAUUAAUGGCCGCAGCAGCUAGUCUGGAGAUUGGUCGAAAAGCAACAAAUACGUCGGAGCAGAUAGGAAGUCUGACUCAAGCACGGGAUGAUAUUCAAGUUUGUUGGGAAAUUUGGACCACAAUGAAAUCCACAGCUGCAGGUGACAUUUCAAAAGACCCUACAGAGACACUGCUACUACUCUAUGAAUUUGAAGCAAGAGCUAAAUUGAAUGAUCCAGAAUUAGAGAAUGUAUUAGAGAGAGUAUUACAACUAAAGCAAAUAGAACCUAAAACACUGGAAACGCUAGCUGCCUUAUCCAUGGAAUCUCCUGCUCAUUACCCAUCACUCUGUAAAAAACUCUUGAAGAUUGCGUUAUCUCUGCAAAAGAAGCAGCCUCAUAUGGAUGUCAUACGGUGCAGCAAGUUUCUGCACAGUCUGAUCCAGAUCUCACUCCCCACAGGAGUGACUGAAAUUGAGCCUUUGAUUCUGGAGGAGGUUUGGUCUUUCUAUGAGGAAGUAUUAAUAAUUACUGAGAGCUCGGAGGAAUACCCAGAAAUAGAGAUCCUGUGGCUGAUGACUCGUGCUUGGAACACUGGAGCUUCCUUGUAUAGUUUUGGGAAAUAUUCUGAAGCAGAACAAUGGUGUGGACUGGGAAUGAGGUUUCUGAAACAUCUGGGUUCUCUUCGGGCCAGCUAUGAAAGUCAGAUGAUGGGACUCUACACUGAAAUUUUGGAUAGAAUGGAUAGAGAAAAGAAGAUUCUCCCUAUUGAAGAGUAACAGAAUUUCUAUUCACUGGACAUGGGACAUUUCAGGAAUAUAGAAUGGUGGUUCUCUGGAACAGUAAACCUAUCUAAAUGAUCUAUUCUAUUUGUUACUUUUCAUAAGAAAUGUUUGUGUUAAUAUUAAUUUUAUGUUUGUCCCAAACAAUAAGACCAAUGACGAAAACGUUAAAAAAGGAUAUGUGUUGCUUUGUAGCUUAUUUGAAUUUCAUUGAAGUUUAAAAUAAAAUAUAAGGUGAUAUCCAAUCCUAAACUACAUGACAAAUUUAGUAUUUCAAGAAUAGUAUUCCAUAUUCUGGGUUGCAAAUAUCAAAUUUGUGAAUAAUAUACUGGCUUUCCAGAUGUACUUUAAGAAGAAUGUUUAAGAAGAAAACACAGUAAUUUAUUAGGAUACAAACCUGUCAGCAUAUUUCAUUUGCUCCGCUUUGUAAAUGUUUUGUUGCUAGACUGUCAAGAGUAUGAGACAAUUGUUGUAGAUAACAUGCAAA